This is a messenger RNA of Leptosia nina, 702 nucleotides long. The record is from the annotation of a GenBank genome assembly. NCBI's taxonomy places the organism in Eukaryota, Metazoa, Arthropoda, Insecta, Lepidoptera, Pieridae.
AUGAAGGCCUUCAUCUCUAUUUUAGUCUUGACUGCUUCGGUUCUUGCGGAGCCGGAACCCAGCAAGGUGGUCCAGAAGAGGAGUGGGCUCGUCGGUCACUAUGGCGGUCUUUACAGCGGAGGUCUGGGCUAUGGAUACGGUGGUUACGGCUCUGGAAUAUCUGGUGGAUACGGAAUUGGUGGCAUCGGUGCUGGUAUAGGAGGAAUCGGUGGGGCGAUAGUCGGUGCCGAUGUCCACACAACUGUCACCAAGCACGUCGGUGUUCCGGUACCUGCCCCAUAUCCAGUAGCCGUUGACAGACCAGUGCCAGUGCCUGUUAAGGUGGCUGUUCCAGUACCUGUAGACAGGCCCUACGCUGUACCAGUGCCUCGCCCGUACCCGGUGACCGUUGAAAAGCAUGUUCCUGUACCAGUUGAUAGACCUGUACCCGUACCAGUGCCUCAUGCUGUACCUUACCCAGUUGUUAAACAGGUGGGAGUACCAAUUCCAGCACCAUACCCUGUACCAGUUCCAAAACCAGUAGCAGUUCCAGUACCUCACCCCGUAGCAGUUCCAGUCUCCACUGGAUACGUUUCGUCUGGAAUCGGUCUUGGUGGCUACGGAGGUGGUUACAGCAGCUAUGGUGGGUACGGCGGUGGGUACAGCAGCUAUGGCAGUUACGGUGGCAUCCACGGUGGUAUCCAUGGGCACAAAAUCUGGUAA